This is a messenger RNA of Ipomoea nil (Japanese morning glory), 1454 nucleotides long. RefSeq names its product 5'-adenylylsulfate reductase-like 4. The transcript has 4 exons. Bases 255 to 1217 code for a protein of 320 amino acids. Lineage: Eukaryota; Viridiplantae; Streptophyta; Magnoliopsida; Solanales; Convolvulaceae. The record is from RefSeq and is a predicted model, not a curated record.
AAAUAAUGCAAAAUAAAAAUAAAAAUAAAAAUAAAAGCGAAAAUCAUCAUCUAUUCAAGCACAAUCUGAGCCUCAACGCUAAGAUGCGCUGGGCUCUCGCUGUCACCUCCACUCCCACAACCACCGCCAUUGCCGCCACCGCUACCUCCUUCUCUUCUUCUUCUUCUUCUUCUUCUUCGAUUUAGGUUGUGCUUUGCCGCUCCGUUUCUUAUCUGCGGGCGCUACUUGUCGAAUCAUAUUGUUCUAUUUCUGGAAUGGCGGGUUUCAGGAAUCUGGGAGCUGGAUUUGCUCUGUUGACCAUAAUCGGGAGGCUAACUUUCGCUCAGGACCUCAUGCCCUCGCCUGCCGCUGUCUGUCCCUUGCGGAAUUCGGUCGAACACUCGAUCUUGGGCCUCCGAGAUUUCACAUGUCCAGUGGAUGAGAUCAAACCUUCAUAUGCCGCAGCUGUAAUUGAGGGAGAUGAGAUGUCAUUGCAGAGGGCACUUUAUAUGAUUCACCGAAGAUCACAUAACUAUGUUGUUUUCCUCUUCUAUGCCUCAUGGUGUCCAUUCUCCAUAACUUUUAGACCAAUCUUUUCUGUGCUGUCUUCCCUGUUCCCCUCAAUUCCCCACUUUGCAAUUGAAGAGUCAGCUAUUAAGCCAAGUACUCUCUCAAAGUAUGGAGUUCAUGGGCUCCCUACUUUGUUCAUUCUGAAUUCUACAAUGCGUGUUCAAUAUCAUGGCCCCAGGACCCUUGAUUCUCUAAUCACUUUCUAUAAUGGAGUUACUGGUGUUAAGACAUCAACAGAGGAUGGCAUAUCUCUAGACAAGAUUGGAUGUUCUACAAGCCACGAUGGGUAUAGUGGCAGUGAACAGGAAAGUUGCCCAUUCUCCUGGGCGAGGUCUCCUGAGAACUUACUUCGGCAGGAGACAUACUUGAUGUUGGCAACUGUAUUUGUUCUUAUGAGAUUGCUCUAUGCUCUUUUCCCAUAUAUUCGUAGGUUUGCUCAAUUUGCUUAUAGGAGCUACAAUAUGAGGAUAAGUAGCUUGUGGGAGCAUCCUCUGCUCUACAUGCAUCGGGGAUUACAAUUAUUUAAUUCUCUGAAGGAACCAUGCAAGAGAAGCAAUUUGCAGGAAGGAGCUAUGAAUGCCAAGGUAUGGGCUUCCAAGUCUUUAGCUUCUGUUUCAUUCGGUGAGGCAAGCUCAAGUCGGGUGGGACCAGUAAGUUCAACUCAUUGAUUAAUUUGGGGGUUAAAUUUAAACUACAUAUUUCUUUUAGAAAUAUUCAGCUACCUCCCUUUGGGUUUGUUUCAUUGUGAGGGGAACAACGAAAAUUUAAUAUUUGGCUGUUGAAGCAACAUAAUUGACUCUUUUGUUGUAGAUUAGUUAUGCUUUCCAUUUUUUGCUCACUAUUGAAAGAAUAGUGUUAACCUAUUGUAUAUAACAUUUAGCUAAUAAGCUAAAUUUUUGAAUUUA